AACUUUAGAGGUUGGGGUGUUGUUCCAGUGUGCCGUCGGUAGGGGGCAGCAAACGCUCCUCCAUCAUGUGACACUGAUCUGUCUCAGUGUUUGAUAAGAAACUGACAGAGCGCUGAACCUUCAGGGGUGACCAUCACUUCCAAACAUGUCUCUCUACCGAAAUGCCAUCUGGUUUUUGAAUGGGAUCCACCACUAUACAAGGAAGGGGUACGAGGCAGCAGCUCAAAACUUUGAUCCCAAGGACUUGGAAGUGUCUGUUGUGGGCCGAUCCUUUAUGAUUACUGGAGCCAACAGUGGAAUCGGCAAAGCGGCAGCCAUGGCCAUAGCCAAGAGAGGCGGCACCGUCCACAUGGUGUGCAGAAAUAAAGAGAGAGCAGAAGAGGCCCAGUCGGACAUUAUUUCUCAGUCUGGGAACACGGAAGUGUACGUCCACAUUGUGGACAUGUGCCAGACUUCUAAAGUGUUGGAGUUUGCUGAAGCUUUCAAAAAGCAGCAUGCAUCACUCCACGUCUUGAUUAAUAACGCAGGUUGCAUGGUGCACAAAAGAGAGCUGAAUUCAGAAGGCCUGGAGAAGAACUUUGCCACCAACACCAUGGGAGUGUACAUCCUCACUCAGACCCUCGUACCACUUCUGCAGAAGAGCCGUGACCCCAGAGUGAUCACUGUGUCCUCUGGAGGCAUGCUCGUCCAGAAGCUGCGGGUUGUUGACUUGCAGACAGAGAAGGAGCGCUUUGAUGGUGUCAUGGUUUACGCACAAAACAAGAGACAGCAGGUGGUGCUGACAGAACACUGGGCCAGAGCUCAUCCAGUCAUUCACUUUUCUGUCACGCAUCCAGGAUGGGUCGACACACCAGCUGUGUCUUCAUCAAUGCCUGAGUUUCACCGGAUGAUGGAGGGCCGGCUGCGCACUGCGGAACAAGGAGCUGACACUGUGGUGUGGUUGGCUCUGUCCAGGGCUGCUGUUAGAAAACGCAGCGGUCAGUUUUUUCAAGAUCGUAGGCCGGUUCCGACCCAUCUUCCUCUGGGCUGCACUCACAGUUCCAAUCAGGAGAUUCAGACUUUCAUAACUCAGCUGGAAACUCUGGCUCAAACUGUUCAGUCAAAGCCUGAUGAAGACCUGUGCAGACCUCAGUUUGUCUAGAUUAUAUUAUUUACAUGAAAAAAAAACAUUAAUGGAAUUCACUAUAAAAUGUUCUAAUUUUAAGUCCUUCUGAUUUACUACCUAAAAAAUGACUUGCAUUUUUAAAUCAAACUUUGUCUAAUUUGGCUUGUUAUAAACAUUUGAUCUGAAAAUUCUGAUUAAAGUGUAAACAACUGAUUUGAGCUUAAAAUGUCUUUUAGAUAAGCAGUUUCUGGAGGCUGUUAUGAAGAUCUAAGUGAGUCAUGUGAAAACUUCACAAUGUGGUUGAUCUUUUCAAACCAAAAGCAGCCGGUAAAUUGAUUGAUUAUAGUUUAAAGAAGAAAAAAAUCUUGUGAAGAAAGUUUUGAUUCAGUUUGCGAAAAUGACUAUAUGGAUUUUAUUAUUAAUGCAGUUUUGUUCAUUUAUUAUGUAACAUUUUAGUAGCAAGGUGAUCCUAAUGUGGAAGAGGUGAAAAAAAGAAAGUUAUGUAAGACUCAUAAAAUACAAUUAACAUUGAGCACAUUUAGGCUGCUAUGAUUUAAAACAAAUAUUUAAAAAGGAAUUCAACCUUUAGCAAAAUUUUAAUAGAUUAAAUGAUAAAAUUGUUGCACUUCACAAUUAAAUCUGAUGUUCGUCCUUACAAGGGUGACGAACAAAAAUACAAACAUACAACCAUAAAAAACAAAUUAAUUAAUUAAAAAACUGAAUAAUAAUAAUAAAAAAAAACGACAAUAUCAAUACAUGAAUGUAAUAAGAUGAUAAAAUGCAACCAUUUCA
Molecule: messenger RNA, 1897 nt
Organism: Oryzias melastigma (Indian medaka)
Lineage: Eukaryota; Metazoa; Chordata; Actinopteri; Beloniformes; Adrianichthyidae
Product: dehydrogenase/reductase SDR family member 12
Exons: 10
Coding region: 146-1141 (331 amino acids)
Source: RefSeq, a predicted model, not a curated record